Molecule: messenger RNA, 2323 nt
Organism: Lynx canadensis (Canada lynx)
Lineage: Eukaryota; Metazoa; Chordata; Mammalia; Carnivora; Felidae
Gene: UBOX5
Product: U-box domain containing 5
Exons: 5
Coding region: 136-1761 (541 amino acids)
Biological process (GO): protein polyubiquitination
Cellular component (GO): nucleus
Molecular function (GO): ubiquitin-ubiquitin ligase activity; ubiquitin protein ligase binding
Source: RefSeq, a predicted model, not a curated record
GUGAGGUCCGGGUGUUGCUGGUGGAGUGGUGGUGGCGCGGAAGCUCGCGGGAUCCAGGGUCUGGUGUUGCGGCGCCCGUGUUCACCAGGCUCAGGCUAUUUCUGAUGCUUGGAAGCUACCCUUUCAGCCACAAAGAUGGUCAUAAAUCUUUGCCUCCCACAGUUCAGACCAAGAAUUUACUGCAACAAGAUAUCAGCUGAUGGUUAUGAAGUAGAAAAUCUCAUCUCUGAAGACCUGACAAAGAGAAGUCAUGGUUUUAGGACAGAGUAUUUCAUUAAGCCACCAGUCUACGUGAUAGUUUCCUUUCCCUUCAGUGUGGAAAUCUGUAGGAUUAACAUAGACCUCACAGCUGGGGGAGGCCAGAAUGUCACCGGCCUGGAAAUGUACACAUCUGCCUUAUCCAGCAGAGCAUCUUGGAAUGCCCCCGAGUGUCGGACCCCGGGCCCCGCCGAGCCGUCCAUCCCAGACAAGGAGGCGUUCACCUUAGUAGGCAAAGUCUUAUUGAAAAACCAGAGCCAAGUGGUGUUUAGUCACAGGGGCUUCAAGGCCAGGCCACCUUUUGGCCCAAUGGACGCCACACUCCCCUCUCCUGCUGUUGUGGCACAGGAGCUCUGGAAUAAAGGGGCUCUUUCCCUUAGCCACGUGGUCCAUCUCAAGAUCUGUAUCACCCACGUGACAGGCAGCGGUAUCCCUUGCAUCAAACGAUUGGAAGUGUGGGGUCAGCCAGCUAAAACCUGCUCUCAGGAGGUGAUAGACAGUGUCCUGCUGGUUGCCUCAGAGAGCCUCCCUCAGGACUUGACUCUGCAGGCCCCAGCCUUGCCCAUGGAGAGUGACUGUGAUCCCGGAAGCCUGUCUGAGGGCCAGCAGGCCCCCUCCAGCCUGCAGGAGCUAGCCGAGGUGAUUCAGGAUGUGCCUGAGGAGUUCCUGGAUCCCAUCACCCUGGAGAUCAUGCCUUGCCCCAUGCUGCUGCCUUCAGGCAAGGUCAUCGACCAGAGCACGCUGGAAAAGUGUAACCGCAGCGAAGCCGCCUGGGGCCGAGUGCCCAGUGACCCUUUCACGGGGGUAGCCUUUACUCCACACUCCCAGCCCCUGCCUCACCCCUCCCUGAAGGCCCGGAUCGACCAUUUCCUGCUCCAGCACUCCAUUCCGGGCUGCCAUCUGCUUGGGAGAGCACAGACUGCAUUGGCAGUGACACCUUCUUCCAUUGCUCUGCCCUCUCGGAAAAGGAAGAUGGAGCAGACUGAACAUGCCCCGGACAGUAGCCUUGGGGUAAACGCUUCCUGUUUUUCUACCACAAGCCUUCUGGUCUCACCCACUACCUCAGAGCACACCGCUAAGAAAAUGAAAGCUGCCAGUGAACUUGGGCUGACACAUAUGGACUGCUCAACAGGUCCCGUGUCCCACGAGCAGAAGCUGUCACAGAGCUUGGAAGUUGCCUUGACAUCGACUCUUGGCUCCAUGCCCUCCUUCACGGCUCGGCUGACCCGGGGACAGCUCCAACAGCUCGGCACAAGAGAGAGCAGCGCCUCCUGGAGGCCAGGCACCGCCUCGGAGCAGCCUGGGAGCAUCCCGGGGCCCGAGUGUGCCUUCUGCAAAAGAGCGUUUUCUCCCUACUUCAAAAAGGAGCCAGUGUACCAGCUCCCCUGUGGCCACCUCCUAUGCCGGCCCUGCCUGGGUGAGAAGCAGCGCUCCCUGCCCAUGACGUGCACAGCCUGCCAGAGGCCAUUUGCCAGCCAGGACGUGCUGCGUGUCCACUUCUGAGUGACCGGCCCCAACCUGAGAAGACCUGUCGAUGGGAGGAGCUGAGGGAGUGUGUGUGUGGGGUUGGGGGGCACGAUCCCCUGAAGUCAGGCCAAAUCCCAAGCACAGAGGGGCCCUUUCCUCCCUAGGGGCUUUCCCUUUGCCUCCUUCCAGAGUGUAGCACCCGGGCCAGAGCACAGGGGAGGGGCGCCCCACUCCUGCUCAAGUGGCAAUAGGGUAACAAAGCCAUAGUUUGGGCUGGGAGGGAUAGGGGAUGUAUCCCUGCCCUCCUGUGCCUCCCUGCCACCCCCCUGCCAGAGCCCAGGGCCUGUUAGAGCCAGCCCCACCCUGCCAAGGGCCCCCUGAGUUGUCUGCACACACACCCCAGCCCUGCAGGAUGGACCCGAGUGGAGCAUGAGAGACCAUGGCUUGAGAGCUCAAGGACAGCCUCCGCCCGUGGGGUCACCUAGAGUGUUCCGUGGCUGGAGUCUGUGGUGAGUGACUCAGCCCCCGACUGGCAGACGACUCUGAGCCUUAAUAAAGCGAUGGUUGACGUCUGUCCUCUGUGGACUUCCUCCUGACA